Molecule: messenger RNA, 606 nt
Organism: Camellia sinensis
Lineage: Eukaryota; Viridiplantae; Streptophyta; Magnoliopsida; Ericales; Theaceae
Product: L-type lectin-domain containing receptor kinase IX.1-like
Molecular function (GO): carbohydrate binding
Source: RefSeq, a predicted model, not a curated record
AUGGUGCUACCAUGGGUCUUCCAGUCUUGUCAAUUUCCCCCCCUCCCCAUAUCGACUCCAUUUGUUGUUGUGGAGUUUGAUACCUUUCAGAAUUGGCAAUGGGACCCACUCGAUAUCACACCAACAACUCAUUUAUGUAUCGAUAUCAGCUCUAUUACAUCUAAUGUUAUUGCAGUAUGGUACAAUAACAUAACAUACGAGAAAGAGAAUGAAGCUUGGAUUAGUUAUAAUUCUAGUUCGAAAAAUUUGAAUGUUGUUUUCACCGGAUACAAAGAUAAUAACAUAAUUGAAACUAGUCUUAGUUUUUCGAUUGACUUGAGGGAGCACUUACCAGAAUGGGUUACAAUAGGCUUCUCAGCUAGAACAGGAGAUUUGUAUGAGAGUCAUAUUGUUAUAUCAUGGUCGUUCAAUUCGAGUUUGCAAAUUGAUGUGCCAGCUAGUCCUAGUCCAAGUCCAAGUUUAAGUUCUAUUCUCAUUCCAAGCCCCAAUGCUACCUCUAGCCUAAGAAUGAAGGGUGGAAACAACAAAAAUGCUUUGGUUGUAGGGUUGACUGUUGGAUCAGCUACUUUGGCUGGUGGGUUAGCUUUGUUUGGCUUUGUCAAGUAG